Anoplophora glabripennis (Asian longhorned beetle) is the source of this 1759-nucleotide messenger RNA. RefSeq lists its product as uncharacterized. The coding region runs from base 176 to 1405 and encodes 409 amino acids. Lineage: Eukaryota; Metazoa; Arthropoda; Insecta; Coleoptera; Cerambycidae. The transcript is spliced from 8 exons. The record is from RefSeq and is a predicted model, not a curated record.
GGAGUGGUAGGAGGUUUCCGUUCGUCUUUCUCGUUGUCUAUCUUUGUGAGCAACUUGGUUGUGCGACGUAAUUAAUAUUUUCGUAGUAAAUUCCAUUUAUUUCGAAUUUUUUGCUGUUUGUUCAGUAAAAUAAACCUACCAUCGUGAACAUCACUUGAAUUAGAUUCAUUCCAUCAUGUCCUACAACACCAGAAGAACCGGCAAUUUUGGAGGACAGGGGGCCCAGGCCCAAUCUCAGCCCCAGGUUCAAUCGGUGGGUAGUAUUGGACAACGUCGGCCUGUCGUAACUAACAACUUUGUACCUGGCGGACAGCUGAAUGCCCAGAAUAAGGGCGGGGUUCAGAUGGCCGCCCAGCAAAGACCGCCUCACCAGCAGCCGCAGCAGCAGGUCGCAUCAGCACAGAAUACAAAUACCAGCGUUAACUUCAGAAACCAGAACCAGAGAAGUUCUGUUGCGGCGCAGGGAUACCAGACUCAGCCCCCGCCGCCGCAGCAGCAGCAGCCCCCAGUACAACAGCCAGCGAAAGUAGUAGAGUCACAACCGCCUGUUCUCCCGGGUGUAAACCCACCCAAUCCCGCCCUCGAAAAUACCAACGGAGAGGGCAUGGAAGUGGAUCCUUCUGAUACGCCAAAGAAGAAACCGUUCUGGGCCAAGGGCGGAAAAGUAUCCAAGAAGGAGAAGAUGCGCAGACGCAACGUGAGGCUGAGCAAGAUGUUGCAGCCCAAGAACGCGGUCAUGAUCCUGAACGAGUUGGUGAAGAACACGUGUUACGCCGUGGAGGAAAUCCCCAACAAAACGGACAUGAACCAGUUCAAGGCAUCCGUCUUGGUCGAGGACGUUGAACAUAUAGGUUACGGUCGUAGUAAAAUACACGCAAAAAAUUCGGCCGCCGAGGCCGCUUUGAAGCAUCUAAUAGUGUCCAACAAGUUGUCGGAAAUGAAGAAGGACGACGAGGGCAAUGAAAAGAUGGACGUCGCCGAGGAUGGGACGCAGCCUCCUCUGCCUUGGCAGCACGUUGCGUCUUUCGCCCUCUACAAGCUGUUCACUGGUUGGGGCGAGGAUCCCAACAAAGGACCUAAAUUGCAGCCACAAUUGAACGCCAGCAGCGACAGCCAGAAGGUUCACGAGAACAAACCGGCAAAGAAGAUGCCCGACAAUCCAGAGUCCAUGAAUCCCCUGAUGCUGAUCAACCAGAUGUUGCCGCACGCUCUCUUUGAGGAGAUCGGGAGGAGCGGCGCCCCACCAAACCUCACCUAUUCCUACAGGUGCUCUGUCGAUGCAGAUAGCUUUAUCGGUACAGGGUCAAACAAGAAGGCGGCAAAGAAAAUGGCCGCAUACGGGGCCUGCCACAAAAUCCUAAACAUUGAGUAUCCGAAAGACGUUUAUGUACCAGGCGGAUAUUAGAAGAUAAUGUAGCGUUUAGAAUUGUAAAUGUAUCGGUUAGUUUUUAAAUUAUUUCAAACAUCCUGCAAUUAUCCACAAAUUCAGAGGACUACUAUUCCCAUUGGAAUAUUUAUAAAAACAAAUACGAAAAUGGACUGAAAUUAAGUUAAAGAGUUGUGGCGGCAAAAGAUCUUUGUGCAUAAUUGCAGCUUAAUUAGUUGGCAUAUGUAUUUUUUUACGUAUUUUUUUGUGUAUUAGAUCGUGAUUCUUGAAUUUUUAUAUUCACCUGUAUGGAACUUCAUGCAUUUUUUCCCUCUGUUGUGAGUUAAUGAUCGAUUGCCCCUUAGAGAAAUAAAGUAUAAAUGUUUUCCGACA